AUGGGGGCUCUCAGCACCCAUCCCCGAGACCCCCCCACCUCCUCGCCGGUUAACCCCUCCCGCCCCCGCCCCCCACUGACCAUCCCACUGCCACAGGUGUGGGGUGACGCGGCCUCACAGAUCUUCUACUCGCUGGGCUGUGCCUGGGGCGGGCUCAUCACCAUGGCCUCCUACAACAAGUUCAACAACAACUGCUACCGGGACAGCAUCAUCAUCAGCAUCACCAACUGUGCUACCAGCGUCUACGCUGGCUUCGUCAUCUUCUCCAUCCUGGGCUUCAUGGCCAACCACCUGGGUGUGGAUGUCUCCAAGGUGGCCGACCACGGGCCAGGCCUGGCCUUUGUCGCCUACCCUGAGGCCCUCACCUUGCUCCCCAUCUCGCCACUGUGGUCCGUUCUCUUCUUCUUUAUGCUCAUCCUCCUGGGGCUGGGUACACAGUUCUGCCUGCUGGAGACUCUGGUCACGGCCAUUGUGGAUGAGGUGGGCAACGAGUGGAUCAUCCGCAAAAAGACCUUCGUGACGCUGGGAGUGGCUGUGGCUGGCUUCCUGCUGGGCGUCCCGCUCACCACACAGGCGGGGAUCUACUGGCUCCUGCUGAUGGACAACUACGCUGCCAGCUUCUCCCUGGUGGUCAUCUCCUGCAUCAUGUGCGUGGCCAUCAUGUACAUCUAUGGGCACCGCAACUACUUCAAGGACAUCGAGAUGAUGCUGGGUUUUCCUCCCCCGCUGUUCUUCCAGAUCUGCUGGCGCUUCAUCUCACCUGCCAUCAUAUUUUUCAUCCUGGUCUUCACAGUGAUACAGUACCGGCCCAUCUCCUACAAUGACUACGUCUACCCUACCUGGGCCAUCAGCAUCGGCUUCCUCAUGGCACUCUCUUCCGUCAUCUGCAUCCCCAUCUACGCCAUCUACAAAGUGUGCCGUUCUGAGGGGGACACACUGCUUGAGCGCUUGAAAAAUGCUACCAAGGCAAGCAAGGACUGGGGCCCAGCGCUGCCUGAGCACCGCAGUGGGCGCUACGCUCCAGUGUUCAGCCCUUCCACCGAGUCCCACCUGGAGGUGCAGCCCCUGCAGCCAGAGAAGGGCCAGAAUGAAGCAGCAGCUGCAUCCCCCGUGCAGGGCAGCAAUGGCUCAGCCCACAGCCAGGACUCCAGACUGUGACCCCCUACAAUCCCCGCACCCCCUCUAACCCCUCUUGCACCUUCCGCUGGCGGAGCCUGGCUCCGGGCUGCACUGGACCAUGGGGGCUCUCAGCACCCAUCCCCGAGACCCCCCCACCUCCUCGCCGGUUAACCCCUCCCGCCCCCGCCCCCGUGGCGUUCGUUAACCCUCGUGUUUACGGUAACCUUUGUGCUCGACGCUGGGACAAGAGAGGAGGGGGCACAGCCCCGGGAGGGCCGGGAGCCAGAGGCACUUUGCAGGGGCCUUGACCUGGGGGUAUGCACAGGAUGGGGGGGUGGGACGCUCCCAGGCUCCCACCCCCCCUUCCCUAAGCCAGGCAGCCUGCCCUGCCAUGGGGCACCCUCCUGACCUUCCCCUGGGAGGACAUGGGGUGGGACCAGGGUUGGGCAUGCCAGGAUUGCCCGCGACCUGUGUGUGCACAAGGCUGUUAGGGCAUGGGUCAGCACUGCAGGGACCCCCAGCCUGGGUGCACGCUCACCAUGGCUCAGAGCCUACUGGGUCUCACUGGUGGUUGUACCCAGGGCUGCUGCCAGGCACAGGCCAGCACAGGGACAUGGGGGGCAAGCAUGUUGCUUGCACCGGCGGGGGGGUCUGAUGGCACAAG
Messenger RNA from Ficedula albicollis (Collared flycatcher), 1783 nucleotides. RefSeq names its product sodium- and chloride-dependent glycine transporter 1-like. Gene Ontology annotation, molecular function: glycine:sodium symporter activity. Gene Ontology annotation, cellular component: membrane. The record is from RefSeq and is a predicted model, not a curated record. Gene Ontology annotation, biological process: sodium ion transmembrane transport; synaptic transmission, glycinergic; glycine import across plasma membrane. The transcript is spliced from 8 exons. NCBI's taxonomy places the organism in Eukaryota, Metazoa, Chordata, Aves, Passeriformes, Muscicapidae. The coding region runs from base 1 to 1158 and encodes 385 amino acids.